UCUUCAUUCUCUACUAAUUAAUAAUUAUUCAUAUAAUGAAAUAUUUUUACAACAUCUUCGUCUUGUGGAUUUUGUUAAUAACGCUCGAUAAAUGUCAGGGUCUAGGCGUGAAUUGGGGGACGCGAGCAAGUCAUCCACUUCCACCGGAUAUUGUAGUGAAGUUGUUAAAAGAGAACGGAUUCAAUAAAGUGAAGUUGUUUGAAGCGGAUCCAGGAGUGUUGAAGGCGUUGGGUAGAUCAGGUGUUCAAGUUAUGGUUGGGAUACCUAAUGACUUGUUAGCACCAUUGUCCGCUAGUGUUCGUGCUGCUGAACAAUGGGUGCAACAAAAUGUUUCAUCAUUUAUUUCUAAGAAUGGGGUCGAUAUCAGAUACGUUGCGGUGGGAAAUGAGCCUUUUUUGAAAGACUACAAAGACACAUUCCUUAACACAACAUAUCCUGCCCUCCAAAAUGUGCAAGCAGCUCUUAUCAAAGCAGGCCUUGGUCGACAAGUCAAGGUUACAAUUCCAAUUAAUGCUGAUGUGUAUCAAACGGACACUGGAGUCCCCUCCGGUGGAAAUUUUAGAUCAGACAUUCAUGGUCUCAUGAUGAAUAUCAUCAAAUUCCUAAGUGAUAACGGAGGUCCUCUCACCAUUAACAUCUACCCAUUCCUUAGCCUAUACGCAGAUCCUCAUUUCCCAAUUGAUUUCGCCUUUUUCUCAGGAACUUCAUCUCCUGUUGUUGAUGGUUCCAUCUCGUACACUAAUGUAUUCGAAGCUAAUUAUGAUACUCUCGUUUGGGCUCUAGAGAAAAAUGGUUUCGGGUCGUUGCCUAUAAUUGUAGGAGAGAUUGGUUGGCCAACUGACGGAGAUUCCAAUGCAAAUAUCGAGUAUGCUAAGAAGUUCAAUCAAGGUCUACUAGACCGAAUUAGUCGUGGCAUAGGUACCCCUAAACGUCCUACACCACCAGACAUUUACCUUUUCGGGCUGGUGGACGAAGACACCAAGAGCAUCCAACCAGGUAAUUUUGAGAGACAUUGGGGAGUUUUUUACUAUGAUGGAGCUAUCAAGUACCAACUCAAUUUAGGUAACAAACAAAGUUUGAAAGCAGCAAAAGGCGUUCGAUAUUUAGCUAGGAAAUGGUGUGUGAUGGCCCCUGAUGCUAAUGUUAUGGACCCUAACUUACCAGACAGUAUCAACUAUGCUUGUAGUUAUGCAGAUUGCACUAGUCUGGGAUAUGGUUCAUCAUGUGGUGGAUUGGAUGUUAAGAGCAAUGCUUCGUACGCGUUUAAUAUGUACUACCAAACUAUGAAUCAACAGAAGGGGUCGUGUGAAAGGUUUCACAAUUUAUCCGUCAUUACAACGAUUGAUCCAUCUCCCUCCUCUUCUAAUUUUGGUCGAAGCUCUUCAAAUUGUCGAUUUGAGAUCAUGAUUGAUGUGGGAAGGCACGAGACGAGGGUAAAUCCAGGAACGUCUUCAGCUACAAAGAUCAAACAUUUUUCUCUUGUUUUAUUGGUACUAGUAUUCAUGUUGCACUACUAAAAUGCAUGUAUCUGCAUUAGGUUAUGGGAUACUCAUUUACAAGUUACAUGUACAGUUAUGUGAUCUCUUGUUCUCUUCUACAAGAAAUAAUAUCUCGAGU
Messenger RNA from Solanum tuberosum (potato), 1617 nucleotides. Its product is annotated as glucan endo-1,3-beta-glucosidase 5-like. Gene Ontology annotation, molecular function: hydrolase activity, hydrolyzing O-glycosyl compounds. NCBI's taxonomy places the organism in Eukaryota, Viridiplantae, Streptophyta, Magnoliopsida, Solanales, Solanaceae. The transcript is spliced from 2 exons. The record is from RefSeq and is a predicted model, not a curated record. Bases 36 to 1517 code for a protein of 493 amino acids. Gene Ontology annotation, biological process: carbohydrate metabolic process.